AUAAAUCGUGUUAACAACUUUAUCGCCAGUGACGCCAGUAUGCAACUACACAGUUCCACGAAAAUGGACGUACUGGCACUAGUGUACGAGCGAUUUUGAUGAAUCCACGAAGAAUGCUGCAGAAUACCGGAAUGACUUUUAUGGUGGAGAUAUUGCAAUGGGCAGGGCAUGUUGCGUCUUAGGAUGUCCUUCAGGUGGAGAUGCCCCAUCUCACCAGAUCCCUAAGAAUCCAGCACUCUUCCAGAAAUGGAAAAGCCUGAUUUAUUCUGAGAAAAUUCAACAUAUGACUGAUGAGCAGAUAAGCAAGUGUGCUGUGUGCUAUCGGCAUUUUGCCGACAAUGACUAUCUAGUAACCUUCAGAGUAAGAAAGUUGAAACGUGGUGUUGCACCUUCCUUAAACUUGCCGAAUAAGCCAGCUUCUAGUGUACCUAUUAUGAUUAAAAUAAACCCACAAACAUCGGUUGCAACAGAAGAAACGGUUACUCUAAAAACAGAGAUUAUAAAAACAGAAAUUUCAAAUAUGAUGGAAGUAUCAGAUAUACCUCAAAUAACAUUAUUUGAAGAUACUCCGGAAGAAAUUAAAUCCUGUUUGUUUGACCAGCCACAAAUUAUAUUGGACAAGAAUACUGAGCAAACUAAUUCAAUGGCAGAAACAAUUAAGUUAAAUCAUAGAAAAAAGACGUUGAGACAGAAACGAAAAUUAACUGCAAAGGAGUUGCUUUUGUUUCAAUGUAAACAACAAGCCAAGCAAUAUGAGAAAACACCUACGAUACAAAAGCUUCUAUCUUUUCUCACAUCUACUGAAAAAGCAAUUAUUAAAAGCAAAAUACGAAAAUCGAGAUAUUCCUCAAGAAUAUAUGUAAGAAUGUAUCACAAUAUUGCACAAAAGAAAGCUUUUGAUCAGUUAAAGCUUUUAAAAAAUUAA
Molecule: messenger RNA, 925 nt
Organism: Cyphomyrmex costatus
Lineage: Eukaryota; Metazoa; Arthropoda; Insecta; Hymenoptera; Formicidae
Exons: 2
Coding region: 158-925 (255 amino acids)
Source: RefSeq, a predicted model, not a curated record